Torulaspora delbrueckii is the source of this 3513-nucleotide messenger RNA. It is a transcript of the gene AXL1, whose product is annotated as Axl1p. Lineage: Eukaryota; Fungi; Ascomycota; Saccharomycetes; Saccharomycetales; Saccharomycetaceae. Gene Ontology annotation, molecular function: metal ion binding; metalloendopeptidase activity. The transcript has a single exon. The coding region runs from base 1 to 3513 and encodes 1170 amino acids. Gene Ontology annotation, cellular component: mitochondrion; cytosol. Gene Ontology annotation, biological process: peptide catabolic process. The record is from RefSeq and is a predicted model, not a curated record.
AUGUCGUGGUCCCAGGUUAAACAUAUCAAUGUUCCGUUCUUCACUCCACUUUCCUAUAGCAACAGAACCCAUAAACUGUGUCAAUUGCCCAAUGGUAUACUAUUAUUGCUUAUAUCUGACCCAACAGAAAGCGUUAGUGCCUGUUCACUGACUGUGGCAGCAGGGUCGUACAACGACUCCGAUGAUGUUCCUGGAGUAGCGCACCUAUGCGAGCAUAUGCUUCUAGCUGGCGGUUCAAAGAAAUACCCUAGUCCUGGCUGCUACCAUGAUAUGAUUACAAAAAAUAAUGGCUCUUAUAAUGCUUUCACUACUGGUGAACAGACAACAUUUUACUUCGAACUGCCUGAUUUCAACCAGGCUCCAGAGGCUGGCUUUGAGAAAGCUAUCGAUAUUUUUGCAUCCUUCUUCUCCGAGCCACUGUUCGACCAUACGUUGAUAAAUAAGGAGAUUUACGCCAUACAGAAUGAGCAUGACAGUAAUGUCUCCAAUGUUACCAAAAUACUGUACCAUGCAACAAGAUUACUGGGUGAUAAAAGUCAUCCAUUCAGUCGGUUUGCAACAGGGAAUAUGUCCAGUUUGAAAAAUACAUUGCGUUUGAAAGGACCAACUUUGAGAAAUCUGCUAUCGAAUCACUUUAGAGAAAAUUAUGCCCCCUCUAGGAUGACUAUAUGCCUGCGAGGGCCUUCAUCGGUGAAUGGCCUAGCGAAAUUAGCGAUUAGCAAGUUCGGAGAGUUACGGCCACACAAGGCAAAUGAAAAGGUACAGGCAGCUUUGACUCCAAACGACGGUUUUAAUAUUCUCCAAACUAGGUGGGGACAUACGAAAGCGGCGAAUAACUGCUUCCCCAGUUGUUUGGAGCGGAACACAAUAUGCGUAGAUUCGGGAAAGCUUCCUAUUAUGAGGUUUCUGUUCCCAGUUUGGCAGAAAUUUACAAGAUUUACCAAGAAAGAUUUCUUAAUCUUUGAACGAUUUUGGUUUGAGCUUUUUGGAGACGAAUCUGCAGGAUCAUUCUGUCAUUUCUUGGUGGAGAAAGGCUGGAUAACAAAUUGUUAUGCUUACAUCUCCAGAUUCUCGACAGACAAUACAGGACUAAUUUUAGAGCUGUCAUUGACAAAUUCUGGAUGGCAUAAUAUAGAGCUGAUUGCCCAGACACUAAUAUUCUAUUUGGUCCCCAAAUUUAGCCGAGAACAUACGGUGCAGUUGGCUCGUUUCCUCAGCGAGCAGUUUAGUAUUGACUUGAUACGGUUCCUUUAUUCAAACGCCGAGAACUCCCCAAUGACUGAGUGUUCUAAUUUGUGUGAAGUGCUGCAGGAGGACAUCAAUGGAUUAGAUAAUUCCUGCAUUUUUAUGGGUUCACCUAUGGUUUUGAAUGAGCAAUCCACUCAGGGCCUCUUUAGUGAAAAUGAAGAAAGUCAAAAGUGGUGGAUUGGUCAGGCAAUUAAGUUCCAGAGCUUUCUCAAGGAAUUCAUGAAUCAUUCCAACAUGCGGCUGAUACUGCUUGGCUGUCUUGAGGAUUGUUCUCUCUCAACUACCGCUACGCAGGGAAAGAUAGCAGGGACAGACCCGUUUUAUGACUUUGCAUACUUCACUUGUAAGUUGAGCCUGAGAAAGCCUCACGCAAACAUCUUAAAUGACUACAAAUUUUCAAUUCCGCCUAAAAAUGAGUUCAAACCAAGCUGGGCAGAGAAUUUUCCUAGCCUGAUGAGAAAACUGUAUUAUUCUUCGACCAAAUCUCAGCAAGCCUCUCUUGGGUUUGCUAUUAAAAGUGAUGAAGGAACUAGGACACCGCAGCUCGUUAGCCAAAAUGAAAAUUACGAUAUGUGGGUUCUCUCCGACUGUCCAGCUUCGUCCCAUCAGUCCAAAGCAAUCGUAUCCUUUGAAAUCUCAUGUUGGGAGAUUCAACCAAGUCCUGAAAACACAAUGAAUCUGGAAAUAUUAGCACAAGUUAUUAAUUUAACACUUGCCUCCGAUUUGUAUCCAUCUCUCAAACUAGGGUUUACCUUUGAGAUAUACCCAUCGAGUCGAGGUGACGUACGUUUGGGGCUCGUCAUUUCAGGGUACUCGAAGAGGCUUGGUAAAGUGAUUGAGUCUCUCAGUAGCAUUAUCAGAAGACUCAAAAGUGAAAAAUCAUUCCCCUCCAGAGAACUGUUUAGAAAAGCUAGAAUUUCGGUACGGAGUAACUAUGAUAAAGCUGAAGACAAUAGUAGCAUUAAUGUUGCCAGUAUUGGCCUAUUGGUUGUCAUGGAGAAGUAUAUGUGGAGUUUGCAAGACAGAAUUGACGCUAUCGAAUGCAUAGAUCUACAGACUUUCAAAGCAUUUGCUGCAUCAUUUGCAGAUUAUCGCAAAUUUUUGAGACUAUUCAUUCAAGGCGAUUUAUCGCACGCAGACGAUAUUAAUGCUUGCCUAGAUCGAAAUCUCACAAACCAUCUCCAUGGAACUCAAACUGAUUUCCAACGAGAGCCUGAAUAUUGUUCAACCAAAUUACUUGAUCCCGCAACCAAUUUUUACGUUGAGUAUCCUGGUCGGAAGGACGAUCCGACCAACAGUACCGUAUAUUAUAUCCAAACUGGACCCCGUGACGACUGCACGGCAUAUACUCUGACAGCUUUGAGCGCAUACAUGAUGUCUUUCACACUUAAACCAGAGUUACGGAAUAAAAGGCAGAUUGGAUAUGUAGUCAUGGGAGGACUUCGACUUUUGCGCAAUGCUGUCGGACUCCAUAUCAGCAUAAUGUCAACCUUAGAGCCGCUAGCACUAGAAGAAAAAAUCAAUGAGUAUUUGCUCUACCUAGAAAGAGAGGUUCUAACCCCAAUGACCGAGGAUACAUUUCGAAACAAGUACCUGAAGGACUUUUUGAACUUACAGUCCAAAGGUAAUUUGGACAAGCUGCGAAAAGAUUCAGGCCCUGCCGAUCUUAUGGAUCAAAUAGUCGCUAAUGUUCAGAGUGGUGACUCCGACAUCCUAAACAGCUCCUUUAUGAAGAAGCACAAGAGACUAAGAAAUCAAAUCGCAGAUGGACGAUAUACUUUUGCUGACAGAGACAGUGCCAUCAAUACUACGCUUCUACAAGAACUGACAAUUGACCACUAUUUAUGCUUUUUCCGCGAAAGAAUAUCAAUACAUUCCAAGACAAGAGCCAAGCUCUCAGUUAUGGUCAAAAGUCCUAUGACCGAUGAAGAGAUUGUCAAUCGCCAAAUUUAUUCACAAGUGGAUGCAUUUCUCAAACUUCACGGUCUUACGAUUGAAACCGCUAAACUUCGUGAGCUAGUACAGCGUUCUAAGGGAAAACCGAUGUUGCUGGCCAAAGAACUCUAUCAGUCUUUCCAUUCGCGCCACGAAACCUGGAAAUUGUGCACAGUGAUGCUUCGAGAAUUGCUCAAAAUGUUGACCGUCAAUCUGAAGUUUCGACAUCAACGACAGACGAACAUGGCAGCAUCGGAAUGGGGUUCGACUCCCGCAACUGGACUGACGCUUAUCAAAGACAUCAACAUAUAUAGGAAAGAAGUUUUGUAA